Molecule: messenger RNA, 531 nt
Organism: Prunus armeniaca (apricot)
Lineage: Eukaryota; Viridiplantae; Streptophyta; Magnoliopsida; Rosales; Rosaceae
Source: the annotation of a GenBank genome assembly
AUGGAGGCCAAAGCAUUUUGUAGCAGCGUGAGAGGUGCGCCAUUGAGAGGCAGAAGAGAGAAUUAUGCUUCUUCUUUCUCACCCCUCCUCAUCCAAUCCAUGGCUACCCAGAAGCCCAUUCCUUCUGUCAACAAAACAGUUAGCUCCAAGAAGAAUUCAACUAAAUCACCAGUUAAGCUACUAACAAGGGUGGAGCAACUGAAGCUACUGACCAAAGCAGAGAAAGCCGGCCUGCUAUCGGCGGCAGAGAAGUCCGGGCUCUCGCUGUCGAGCAUAGAGAAACUGGGUCUGCUCUCCAAGGCGGAGGAAUUCGGAGUUCUAUCGGCAGCCACUGACCCGGGAACUCCGGGGGCAUUGUUCACUCUGAGCUUAGUAUUGCUGCUUUUGGGGCCAUUUGUAGUCUAUCUUGUGCCUGAGGAUUAUCCUUUGGAGAUAGGGGUACAAGCUUUUGUUGCUUUGCUUUCAGUGGUGGGUGGUUCUGCAGCUUUUGCUGCUUCAAAUUUUGUAUCCAACUUGCAGAAGUCAAAUUGA